Molecule: messenger RNA, 453 nt
Organism: Ochlerotatus camptorhynchus
Lineage: Eukaryota; Metazoa; Arthropoda; Insecta; Diptera; Culicidae
Product: histone H2B-like
Exons: 1
Coding region: 38-412 (124 amino acids)
Cellular component (GO): nucleosome
Molecular function (GO): protein heterodimerization activity; structural constituent of chromatin; DNA binding
Source: RefSeq, a predicted model, not a curated record
UUAUUAGUUAUUCUGUACCCAAGUUAACAGCUUUACUAUGGCACCAAAAACCAGUGGAAAGGCCGCCAAGAAGUCCGGCAAGGCUCAGAAGGCCAUCGUCAAGGGAGACAAGAAGAAGAGGAAGCCACGCAGGAAGGAAAGCUAUGCCAUCUACAUCUACAAAGUGUUGAAGCAGGUCCACCCAGAUACCGGAGUCUCGUCGAAGGCCAUGAGCAUCAUGAACAGCUUCGUCAAUGACAUCUUCGAACGUAUCGCUGCUGAGUCGUCCCGUCUGGCUCACUACAACAAACGCUCGACGAUCACCUCUCGCGAAAUCCAAACCGCUGUCCGUCUGCUGCUGCCGGGUGAGUUGGCCAAGCACGCCGUCUCCGAAGGAACCAAGGCCGUCACCAAGUACACCAGCUCCAAAUAAAUUCGUACCAUCGAAACUACAAAUCGGCCCUUUUCAGGGCC